Messenger RNA from Poecilia latipinna (sailfin molly), 4739 nucleotides. It is a transcript of the gene cadm1b, whose product is annotated as cell adhesion molecule 1b. NCBI's taxonomy places the organism in Eukaryota, Metazoa, Chordata, Actinopteri, Cyprinodontiformes, Poeciliidae. Gene Ontology annotation, molecular function: signaling receptor binding. Gene Ontology annotation, biological process: detection of stimulus; susceptibility to natural killer cell mediated cytotoxicity; cell recognition. The coding region runs from base 65 to 1327 and encodes 420 amino acids. The record is from RefSeq and is a predicted model, not a curated record. The transcript is spliced from 11 exons. Gene Ontology annotation, cellular component: plasma membrane; synapse; neuron projection.
ACAUUUCCAUCCCAUGGCCGUCUCUAGGUGAUUUAGCGCCGCCAGUCUCAAGCAGGUAUCCAACAUGGCGAUCACGGGGAGCGGAUCUCUCGCUAUUUCUUUCUCUGCUUUCAUGAUUUUGGCGGCGUUUCUUCACAAAGGAGCUGCUGAAACCGUGACAGUUGACAGCCAGAACCUGGCGACUGACAACGUGUCGGUGAUCGAGGGAGAGACGGCCACCAUUAGCUGCCGAGUGAGGAACAACGACGACUCCGUCAUCCAGCUGCUGAACCCGAACCGACAGACCAUCUACUUCAGAGAUCUGAGACCUCUCAAGGACAGCCGGUUCCAGCUGGUGAAUUUCUCUGACAACGAACUCCGGGUGUCUCUGUCCAACGUAUCGCUCUCCGACGAGGGACGCUAUGUGUGCCAGCUCUACACAGAUCCUCCUCAGGAAGCCUACGCAGACAUCACCGUCCUGGUCCCGCCAGGCAGCCCAAUCAUCGAGAGCAGAGAGGACGUGGUCAGCGAGGGGAACGAGACGGAGCUCACCUGCAUAUCCAUUGGCAGCAAGCCGGCCGCCUCCAUCAGAUGGAUGAAGGGGGAGGACGACCUGACAGCUGAAACAACAGUCGAGGAGACGUAUGACAGGAUGUUUACUGUCACCAGUCGGGUGAGGUUUUCUGUCACCAAGGAGGAUGAUGGAGUGCCGGUGGACUGCAUCGUUGACCAUCCAGCUGUAAAGGACCUUCUGGCUCAAAGACACUUGGAAGUGCUCUAUAAACCUGAGGUGAAGAUCGUGGUGACAUAUCCUGAUGGGUUAACAAGAGAGGGCGACAAUCUUGAUUUGACAUGUAUCGCUGAGGGGAAACCACACCCCCAUCAGAUCAACUGGCUCAGGGUGGACGAAGACGUGCCGCCACACGCCGUGGUCACCGGCUCCGAUCUCUACAUCGAGAACCUGAACAAGUCGUACAACGGCACCUAUCGCUGCGUGGCGUCGAACGCCGUCGGGGAGGCCUACGACGACUACGUUCUCUACGUGUACGAUGCUCCCACCACUAUCCCUACACCCACCACCAACCCAGUCAACACGCAAGACUCCAGAGCCGGUGAGGGCGCGCCGCAGAAAAUCGACCACGCCGUCAUCGGUGGAGUGGUCGCCGUUGUGAUGUUUGCCAUCCUCUGCGCGCUCAUUGUGCUCGGCCGGUACUUUGCUAGACACAAAGGAACUUACUUCCCGCAUGAAGCCAAGGGGGCGGACGAUGCGGCCGACGCCGACACAGCAAUCAUCAACGCAGAGGGGGGCCACAACAACACAGACGAGAAGAAGGAGUACUACAUCUAAACCAGACGGGCCUGAAGUGAUGGUUGGGGACGCGGUGGGAGCACUGCGUCCAGCGUUGACUGGGUAGUAGGACGGCUUGGGUUAGGGUAAAAGAAGAAGGGGAGAGGAGGAGGGAAGUAGGAAUGGCGUAGCCGCGUGGGAAGAAGAGGCGUCGUUUAGUCUCCUGUCCGACCCUUCCUUGGACUGCCGGGUCCUAUUCUGUACAGUAUAAUUAUUUUACAGACAAUUUUGUGCCUUGUUCUAUUUCUUUUGUCGGUUCGUUGGUUUCUAUUCACAUGCUUGUUGGAUUGGAUUCUUUCUCCACGUGCUCUACUUGAUCCUUUGUUGCGUUUGGCUUUCAGAGGAGAUAGAAAGGGGUCUGGUGUUUGUCAAUGUGUGCUACAACUAGCUUUUAGCUCAUGUAACCAGAUAUACGAGAGGCCAGCUCACUCACACUUUAGUUCACUUUUUUUUUUUUCCUCUUUCUCUCCAGUUGCUUAUUAAAUGAAACCCAGUAUCGACAUGUUUCUCCCCACUGGGUCAAAGUCCUGUGGUGCCUCCCAAGUUCAUCACAUUUAGAUGCAGGUCUGAUUGGUUUUGACGAUUACCUGCACACACACACACACACACGCACACCCACCCACAUACACACACACACACACAACCCCCCUUCAAAUUCAGACUCAUUGUUGAUUACUUGCGUAACCGUUUUGAGUACUCAUGCCUUUCUUUGAAUGUAUUUGCUAAAGGAGUAAGUAAGAGUCACAUGCAUGUGUAUAUGGGGUUUAAAAUCUAGUUGUGAGAUGCAACCGAUUCCUCAAAAGCUCCCAGAUCCAGACACAAACGCAGAACUUUAUUUUGAACCACAUUCCUAAAAAGUCUUGAGCAGCUACCGUUUCUGAAACGUCUUACUAUAUUCAUCAGAUUUAUUCGAUAAACUCUCCAAUGUCAGUGGUACCUAAUUCCAUCCAUAUCUGCAAUCGAUGCCAUGUUGUUUCUACAAAGGGAUGUUUAAAUAUAUAUAUAUUUUUUUUCUUCUUUUGUCCCCAGGGUUAAUCAAGAUGAAGUAUUUGCCAAUACAGAGUUUUGAUCUAAUACUUGCAUUUCUUUACAGCCAGAUUUGAGUUGCACACUGCCUAUCUCUAGUAAAAUAAAGUUCAAAUGCAUGCCGUGUAUGUAACGUACAUCUCAGUAGGUCUACAGAAGUUUGAAGUGCUUAAGUUGACCAACUAUCUUUCUCCCAUAUCGCCCAUGCCAUGAGGACCAGCGACUGCACAAAGUAAAAUCCUAAUUAAAUAAGGCUAAGUUUUCUUAUUCAGCUCAGGUCAGGAGGGGUGGAUGUACCACGAAAAAACGGAAUAAAAACCUUUAUUUUCCACCACAUCAGUGGGCUGGUCACCCAGAGUGGUAAAUUGAAUCGCUGUGCAGUUGUUUCUGCCUCAUCGCUGUCACUUUGAAUCUUUUCUACUUGUAGUUUCCUGUUGGAGUUAGCAUCAUCUCGAGAAAUACUUGAACUGCCAAGUUUGGGGGAUACAGCUGAUCAAUUUUUGUUUUCCGCUAAAAGAUAGCUGCUGACUGCAAACCUUUCUUCACAACAUUUAAUCCUGGCCUGUAUAGUAAGGCGAGAACAUGAACAGCUGAGAGCAACUCUGACUUAAUGGUUAAAAACCAUAAUCAGAAUCCCAGACCAACGCUUGGGAUCGGAUCGGCGGUGUCCCUCGAUUUUGAGAAAGUAAUCAUCUGAAUCUGUGUUUUCAUCUGUUGAACCUUUCAUCUCCUGCUUUAUGAGUCAGUUGUUGGUUGUUUUUCUUUGUUGUAAAAUUGUCGGUUUCAUUUGAAAAGUUAGUCUUUAUCCUCUUACCGUACCCAACUUUAUUUAAUAUUAAUCCUGGAGUCUGUCAGGUUUAGUUUACAGAGGCAUUUGCCAGCUGUAUUAAUACCACAGCAGACUGCAUCUUCUCAAAUACAUUUCUGGAAGAUAGUUAUCUUCUAAGCGACACUAAUGUGCCAUGACAGUGAGGCAAAGGUUGUUCAGUUUCUUUCAUUUUCGUGUUUUUGUCUGAUAUUGACAAAGAAAUGUGUAUGAAGCAACAGAUAGUGAAAGGUUAAGAUUUCUGGAAAGACACUUUUCUGUAAGAGACUGACACUGUAAUAUUUAGUAGUAUCAAAUAUGUAUAUAUUAGACCUUAAAUACAUUAGCAAAAUUAUUCUAAUUAGCUGUAACAAGUAGCUACCUAUUUAAGUAGCAAAUUAGGAUAUGUAUCUAAAUUAGCUAAGCAGAAAACUCAGUAAAUCAGCUAGCUAAUUUAAGUACAUAUAUUCGAGCUAAUUUAGUUAAAAAGGCAAAGGAGCUGUUUAGCUAAAUUAGCUACACAACCUGAAUACCUGAUUAGCUAAUAAUAAUAAAUAAUAACAAUAAAAUAAUAAUAGUAACACAGUUUGGUAGUUUUCUAAAUCAUCACUUUAGCUAAUUAAACUUAACUAGCUAAAGUGAUUUAUGUUUGACCUAUUGAGCAGAUUAUUUUAAUAAAAUUAGCUUAGCAGCUAAUUUUGCCAUCAACGUAGCUAACUAAAGUAAAUAAGCUGCUUAACUAUCCAUCCACAUUGCCUAUAGGCUACACGCUAACACCAGAUGUGUUAGCUAACUCGCCUACACUCUUAAACAUCAUUUAUUUUGUUGGCUUAUAAAGUCCGACUUCACCCAAGUAUUGCGUCAUGCUAAAACAGACAGCUAGCAGUUCUUUGCUAGCUUAAAAUAUCUCCCAUUUUCAUAUUUCCAUUCCAUGCCGACGAAUGGCACCAAAUAUUAUGAGUCUUUGUGCAUAUUCCAUAAAGAAAGUUGGAAAGUCUUCUCUACAAAAUGUCCCUCCUUAUCUGCUGGAAGAAAACAAUACUGAUGUCACUCUUUCAGUUAAAUAAAAACACAAAAACUACAUUUAGCUUUGAAGUCCUUGCCGAGCCAUUUUUGUUUCUUAUGCUGUUGUUGUGCUUGUUGGUUUCCGAUUUAUAAGACCUUUCAGUCACUGCAAGUAUGAGUCCAUUAAAUUUUCCUCUGUGCAAAUACUUUAUCUUUGGGCUUUCUUUGAUAACUUCUAAGGCCAAAAGAUUUCACUUGGGGAAGCUCCUAUUUUAGUUUUUUGUUUUUGUUUAGUUUUUUUCUGUCAUCUUGUAGCCUCAAACCGCAGAGAAAUGGCAUAGUGCUACAAUUUAUCUCUCCUUUUCAUUAACCCCAAUCAAACAGUGUGAACUUUACACAUUCUACGCCUCUUCGACUCACAGCUAGAAGAGCAAAACUUGUUUGGCAAUUAGCAGGACACUUUAUUGUAUUGCCUGAAGAAGAAGAAGAUGAGUAAGGAAAAAAUAAAAAAAAGACCAGAUAAAAACAAAUAACCACUGCCUUAAACAGACCUCUUGAUACGUGCGAUAAUAAAAU